AUGGGGAUUGAAUUGCUUUGCCUGUUCUUUCUAUUUCUGGGAAGGAAUAACCAUGUUCAAGGGAGCUGUGCUGUGGGUAAUGCGGAGACCUGUGAAGACUGCUUGCUUAUUGGACCACACUGCUCCUGGUGUUCUCAAGAGGACUUCACCCAUCCAUCUGGAAUUGGUGAAAGGUGUGACACCGCAGAGAAUCUUUUGGCUAAAGGAUGUUUGCUGCAUGCCAUUGAAAAUCCUACUUCCACAAUAGAAAUACUUAGAAACAAGCCGCUGAGUAUAGGAAGUCAGAAAAAUAGUUCGGAUAUUAUACAAAUUUCACCCCAAAGCUUAGUUCUAAAAUUGCGACCAGGUAAUGAGAAAACAUUACAAGUCCAUGUUCGCCAGACUGAGGAUUAUCCAGUAGAUUUGUAUUACCUCAUGGAUCUCUCAGCUUCCAUGGAAGAUGACCUUAAUACAAUAAAGGAGUUAGGCUCCACGCUAUCCAAGGAGAUGUCUAAAUUAACAAGCAACUUCAAGCUGGGCUUUGGCUCCUUUGUAGAAAAACCAGUUUCUCCUUUUAUAAAGACAACACCUGAAGAAAUAGCCAACCCUUGCAGUAGUGUUCCCCAUUUUUGUUUACCUACCUUUGGAUUUAAACAUAUUCUACCACUGACAAGUGAUGCAGAAAGGUUCAAUGAAAUUGUGAAGAAUCAGAAAAUUUCAGCAAAUAUUGACACUCCAGAGGGGGGAUUUGAUGCAAUUAUGCAAGCUGCUGUCUGUAAGGAACAAAUUGGGUGGAGAAAUGAUUCCCUCCAUCUUCUUGUGUUUGUGAGUGAUGCGGAUUCUCAUUUUGGAAUGGACAGUAAAUUGGCCGGAAUCGUUAUCCCCAAUGAUGGAGUUUGCCACUUGGACAGCAAGAACGAGUACUCCAUGUCAACUGUCCUGGAAUAUCCAACAAUUGGACAACUUAUAGAAAAAUUGGUGCAAAAUAAUGUUUUAUUGAUCUUUGCUGUGACAAAGGAGCAAGUUCAUUUAUAUGAGAAUUAUGCCAAACUUAUUCCUGGAGCUACAGUAGGGCUUCUUCAGAAAGACUCUGGAAACAUCCUUCAGUUGAUCAUCGCAGCAUACAAAGAACUGCGAUCAGAAGUGGAACUGGAAGUGUUGGGAGAUACAGAGGGACUCAGCCUGUCAUUCACUGCUAUCUGUAAUAAUGGCACUGUCUCCCCACACCAAAAAAAAUGCUCUCACAUAAAAGCAGGAGGCACAGCAACAUUCAAUGUGACUGUAAGCCUAUCAACUUGCGAGAAAAGAAGCAAGCACAUCACCAUCAAGCCCGUGGGUCUGGCAGAUGCCCUAGAAAUUGAGAUUAGCCCCCAGUGCAGCUGCGGCUGUCAAGAGGACAUAGAAGUGAACAGUUUCAGGUGUAGCGGAGGAAAAGGCUCCUUCCAGUGUGGGGUGUGCAUUUGUAACCCUGGCUAUAUGGGCCCUCUCUGUGAAUGUGAUGAGAAUGCCCUGAGCACCGAUUCAUGUAGAGAUGCCCUGGGUCAUGCCUCCUGCAGCGGGAGAGGAGACUGCUACUGUGGCCAAUGCAUUUGCCACCUGUCCACAUAUGGACAGGUGUAUGGGACCUACUGUGAAUGUGACAAUUUUUCCUGUGUGAGACAUAAAGGAUUGAUAUGUGGAGAUAAUGGACACUGUGACUGUGGAGAAUGUAUAUGCAACAGUGGAUGGACUGGUGAAUAUUGUAACUGCACCACCAGCACCGACUCGUGCACCUCUGAAGAUGGCAUGCUUUGCAGUGGAAGAGGAAACUGUACCUGUGGAAAAUGUGUGUGCACCAACCCUGGGGCCUCAGGCCCUAGGUGUGAACAAUGCCCUACCUGUGGUGACCCCUGUAAUUCUAAACGGAGCUGCAUCGAAUGUCAUUUAUCUCCUGAUGACCGCUCCAAAGAAGAAUGUGCUGAGAAAUGUAAAUUAGUUGAUGUGGCCAUCAGUGAUGAAGAUUUCCCAAAGGAAAAUUCUGUUUCCUGCUCUUUGCAAGGGGAAAAUGACUGCCUUAUUACAUUCCUGAUGACCACAGAUAAAGAGGGAAGAACAGUCCUUCAUAGUAUAAACCAGAAAGAUUGUCCAGAGCCUCCCAACAUUCCAAUGAUCAUGUUGGGAGUAUCUCUCGCCAUUCUUCUUAUUGGGGUGGUCCUGCUUUGCAUAUGGAAGUUGCUAGUAUCAUUUCAUGACCGUAAAGAAGUUGCCAAAUUUGAAGCUGAAAGAUCAAAAGCCAAAUGGCAAACGGGAACCAACCCGCUGUACAGAGGCUCCACAAGUACAUUUAAAAAUGUAACAUAUAAACACCAGGAAAAACAAAAGAUGGACAUUACUGCAGAUUCCCAUUAG
This is a messenger RNA of Trichosurus vulpecula (common brushtail), 2367 nucleotides long. RefSeq names its product integrin subunit beta 6 (gene ITGB6). Lineage: Eukaryota; Metazoa; Chordata; Mammalia; Diprotodontia; Phalangeridae. The record is from RefSeq and is a predicted model, not a curated record. Bases 1 to 2367 code for a protein of 788 amino acids. The transcript is spliced from 15 exons. Gene Ontology annotation, cellular component: cell surface; integrin alphav-beta6 complex; focal adhesion. Gene Ontology annotation, biological process: cell-matrix adhesion; integrin-mediated signaling pathway; cell adhesion mediated by integrin. Gene Ontology annotation, molecular function: integrin binding.